Molecule: messenger RNA, 1686 nt
Organism: Closterium sp. Naga37s-1
Lineage: Eukaryota; Viridiplantae; Streptophyta; Zygnematophyceae; Desmidiales; Closteriaceae
Source: the annotation of a GenBank genome assembly
AUGGCCGACUCUGCGAGCGGAUCUGCAAGCGCGCCGAGCUCAGAUUUCUACACCGCUGCGGGAUUCAGAAAGUGGGUCGUCGAGAACAAGAUCAAGGCUGUCGGUUCUCUAUGGGCGUCAGCGGUGGGAGGAUCCAUUCUGUAUAACUUCAGGAAGCCUGGGGAGAAGAUGAGCGUCAAGAUUAUCCAUGCGCGGCUACACGCUCAGGCAUUGACAUUGGCGGCAUUGCUGGCUGCUGGCGCUGUAAUAGCCGUCAUCUUCCCACCACCCGACCUCCGCUUCCCCGCCACCCCAUCUCCCCUGCUCGCCGACCGAUCUCCCGUGCAACCCGCCCGAGUUCCCGUUCCCGCGGCCCGAUCUCCCAUUUCUGCCGCCCAAUAUCCCCUUCUCGCCUCCUCUCGCCUCCCCGCGCGUGCUCCUCUCGCCUCUCAGCGCGUGCUCCUCUCCCCUCCCAGCGCGUGCUCCUCUCCCCUCCGCGUGCGUGCUCCUCUCCCCUCCGCGUGCGUGCUCCUCUCCCCUCCGCGUGCGUGCUCCUCUCGCCUCCCCGCGCGUGCUCCUCUCCCCUCCCCGUGCGUGCUCCUCUCGUCUCUCCGCGCGUGCUCCUCUCCCCUCCCCGCGCGUGCUCCUCUCCCCUCCGCGUGCGUGCUCCUCUCCCCUCCGCGUGCGUGCUCCUCUCCCCUCCGCGUGCGUGCUCCUCUCGCCUCCCCGCGCGUGCUCCUCUCCCCUCCCCGUGCGUGCUCCUCUCGCCUCCUCGCGCGGCAUCCCCCCUGCACGCCCUCAUUUCCCCCCCUGCACGCCCUCAUUUCCCCCCCUGCACGCCCUCAUUUCCCCCCCUGCACGCCCUCAUUUCCCCCCCUGCACGCCCUCAUUUCCCCCCCUGCACGCCCUCAUUUCCCCCCCUGCAGGCUCUCAUUACCCCCCUUUUAUGCACCCGUUUCCCCUCUGCUCACUCUCUUUCACCCCUCACUCACGCGUUUUCCCCUCUGCUCACUCUCUUUCCCCCACACUCACCCUUUCUCCCCUCUGCCCACUCUGUUUCCCCCGUCACUCACCUUCUUACCGAAUUCUCACUUUUCAUUCACCCCUUUUUCCAAUCCCGCUUCCCCUUUUCCAUCUCUCCUUCAUGCCUCCCACCACCUCUCCCUGCCUUCCUUGCUUCUCUCCUUAUCUCCUUCAUGCCUCCCACCAUCUCGUUUUCCUUCUCAUCUCUUGUGGGCCACAUCACAAGGCCCGUCUGCCCUCUCACACUCUUCCUGCCAUUCUCACUCUCGCAAUCCUCACCGCCGUCCCUUCCUUCCUGUAACCAAUCUCCCCUCCCCCCUUUUCCCUUCCUUCCCUCCACUUCCUCCCCUUCCCUUCCUUCUCUCCCCAUCAUUCCCUCCCCUUCCUCCCCUCCCCUUCAUCCCCAUCCCUGCCCUUUCCUCCCUGCCCUUCCCUUCUCGACCCCGCCCUUCUACGUCACUCCUCGCCUUCUGCCCUCCAGUUCAUGUGCAUGUGCUGCCAUCACUUUUGCCCCAUACAUGCAUCUUAUUAACUCAUGUUUACUCGCUUGUAUUCCCUUUUCACCCUCCGUCCCUUCAAAUCUCCCCUCACUUACUACCCAUCUCCCUGCCUUUCCAUCACACCUCCCUGCCUUCUCAUGGAUUUGAGGCACCAUUGCGACACCAGGUGUCAUACAACCUGUAA